Molecule: messenger RNA, 3209 nt
Organism: Lacerta agilis (Sand lizard)
Lineage: Eukaryota; Metazoa; Chordata; Lepidosauria; Squamata; Lacertidae
Gene: MECP2
Product: methyl-CpG binding protein 2
Exons: 3
Coding region: 235-1662 (475 amino acids)
Biological process (GO): negative regulation of transcription by RNA polymerase II
Cellular component (GO): nucleus; heterochromatin
Molecular function (GO): double-stranded methylated DNA binding; chromatin binding; methyl-CpG binding
Source: RefSeq, a predicted model, not a curated record
CCACCCACUUUUUAUCGUUGUUACUGACAGCACUUCCCGCCAAUUCUAACGGCCGCCGGGAACAGGGCAGCCUCGCCCGUGCAAAAGAGCACCGGCCAAUAGCUCCGUGAAGGUACCCUGAGUGAUGGGAAUCGGCAUCCAAUUGCAGCGAAGAGGGCGGGGCCUGGCUCUCCGGGUUUCCUCUCCGGCUCGGUUUCCCCCCUCCCCCCCCGCGGGUUCUUCGCUGCGAAGAAAAUGGCGGCGGCGCCGAGCGGAGAUGAGGAGAGACUGGAAGAAAGAUCUGAGGACCAAGACUUACAGAGUCCCAAGGAUAAGUCGCCAAAAGCCAAAAAAUUCAAAAAGGAGCGGAAAGAGGAAAAGCAGCAUGAGCUUGCACAGCCUUCUGCAGAACCAGCUGAAGCAGGCAAGGCAGAGAUGUCGGAAGGAGCUGGGACUGCUCCAGCUGUACCUGAAGCCUCUGCAUCUCCAAAACAGCGCCGUUCUGUCAUCCGGGACCGUGGGCCGAUGUAUGAUGACCCCACCUUGCCAGAAGGCUGGACCCGCAAGCUUAAGCAGAGGAAGUCUGGUCGCUCAGCGGGGAAGUAUGACGUCUACCUUAUCAACCCCCAGGGCAAGGCCUUCCGCUCCAAAGUUGAGCUCAUUGCCUAUUUUCAAAAGGUGGGGGACACCUCUCUGGAUCCUAAUGAUUUCGAUUUCACGGUGACUGGACGUGGGAGUCCAUCGCGGCGAGAACAGAAGCCUCCGAAGAAACCCAAAAUCACUAAAACGGCUGGCACAGGUCGCGGGCGGGGCCGACCAAAGGGCAGUGGCUCUGCCAAGCCCCGAGGAGCUGCCUCAGAAGGUGUGCAAGUGAAGCGGGUGAUUGAGAAGAGUUCUGGAAAACUGCUGGUCAAGAUGCCUUUGCAGUCCUCUCCAGCAGGAGCCAAGGCAGAAGGCACUGGUGGGGCCACCACCUCCACACAGGUCAUGGUGAUCAAGCGUCCUGGGCGCAAGCGGAAAUCUGAAUCGGACCCCCAGGCUGUGCCUAAGAAACGGGGGCGUAAGCCAGGCAGUGGAGCAGCAGUGGUAGUUGCCGAAGCCAAAAAGAAAGCAGUCAAGGAGCCGGUUGUCCAGGCGGUCCGGGAGACAGUACUGCCCAUCAAGAAGCGCAAGACACGUGAGGCCGUUAGCAUAGAGAUAGCCAAGCCAAGCCCACCUCCUCCAAGCAACACGGGGGAGCGGAGCCCCAAGGGACAGCGAACGGCUGCCAAGAGCCCAGGGCGCCGCAGCAAGGAAAGCAGUCCUAAAGGGCGGGGUGGCAAUGCCGUACCAACCUCUGCCCCUUCCUCAUCCCCUGGCAAGAAGGAUCAGCACCAUCCUCCCCAUCAGCCGCCUUCGGAGGCCCAGGGCAGCUCCCCUUCUCAGUCCCCUGAAAGCCCCAAGGACAGCAGGAGCCUUCCAGCUGAGCCCCAGGACUUGAGCAGUAAGAGCUGCAAAGAGGAGAGGGCUCCGGAAAGUGAUGGCUGCCCAAAGGAGCCACCUAAGACUCAGCCCAGCGGCACAGCAGUGCCCUACAAACAUGAGCGCAAAGACACUGUGUCGUCCUCCGCGGCCUUGCCCCGGCCCACAAACAGGGACGAGGCCGUGGACACCAGGACACCUGUGUCAGAGCGGGUCAGCUGACUUUGAGGGGGGUGAAUGAGCAAGUGAGCGCCAGAGGAAACAAAGAGAGAGACAGGCACUCCCAGCCCCCCACACCCAGAUGAGACUCCAGGCAGCUGCUGGGCAGGACUCCCCUUUUCCCCAGAGUGUCCUGGCUUUCAACCAUUCAGCUUCUCCAAAACUCUGUUCCAAUCCUUCCCCCAUUUUCAAUACAGACAAGCACAGUGUGGGGUGCAGAGACAUGCCUCCCAGAGCUGGAAGCCACUUUGCACUUUUUCUACAGAAUGGGGGCACCCUCUUCUCUCCCCCCCACCCCCAUCAGCCCCUUCUGCCAUGCUUUGCUGCAUAUACUACUGACAAGGCAAGCUGUUUGGCAGGGGAGGGGCAGCUCCAAACUCUGGCCUGUCGCCCUGAUCCUGCUUGCCCUCCAUAUUACAGAGGCCUGGUGGACAGAUUGUGGGGAGGGUGGGCAUGUGUGUAUUCCACUCCACCUCCCUAGUGCCAUGUAAUGUAGUUGUCCAGUCUUAGUUGGAUUUUUGUAGUUUUCAGUAGGAUGUGUGUGUACACACAAGAGAGAAAGAGAUGGGACUGUGGCUUACUGGGGAACCAAUAUCCCCCAUUUGCCAAUUAAACCAGCAGAUAGGAAAGUUAUUCUCUCCCCCCGAGGACAGUUGUGCUGCUAAGAGACCACUGGGAUACUGGGGGCAACUUUGUAAGAAUGUCCUCCUUUCCUACGUCUAUCCCAAAAGGAGAGGCCUUUUGAUUUUGUUGAAGCAAUCUGAGUGUGCUGAAGCGUGUACGUGUGUGCGUGUGCUUGUCAUAUGCUAAGAGUUAAAAUGAGAUGUUCUUCCAGUUCUUGUCAAUGAUGUUAGUUUAGGGAACUGUUUGCACUAAUGGAGGCCUUUGCCCACCUUCUGUGAGGCAACGGCAUGAAAGAGUGUGCCUGUAUGUAUUGGAGUGGGACAUUUUGAUGGAAUUCCGGCUGACCUCUCCACCUUAGUUCUGGGGCAGGAAGGUAGCUGAAUGUUUAUAAAACUACCUGAUCUUCUGUGCUGGGAUUGAUAUGUGGCAGUGGCUUCAUUGAGAAGCCUAGUAUUUGUCAUUUACAAGGACUUCCUUAUGGCUGGCAACCAAGCUCUUCCAUGGCAGUUGAGCACACCUCACUCCCCAGGGAAAGAGAGCUCAGCAGAAGGGUAGUGUACUUUGGGGAGGGGACUUGGUUUCAAAUGGAUGUCUCCUUUGUUUUGUUUUUCUGUCUGCAGAAGAUAGAAGAGUAGGGGUAGGGGAGCAUUGACCACUUCAGUGUGCUAAUUUUUGUUUUUAACUGCAUAUGUAGUACAGACAGGAUCUGUGCCCACCUCCAUCCUAGGCAGUAGCAAAGUACCCCAAGAACAAGAUGGGGAGUAGGGGUCCAAGCCAGCAGUCUGGGCAGGAACUAGAAAGAGUUAUCUCUGAAAUUGUUGUCACUUUGUGGUGGUGCAAAAGAAUUAGAACAAGCCCCAUCUUGUUCUGCAGGUCUUUGAGGGCCAAAAUAGAUAUGAUUCUGGACCGUCAUGAUCAGAUUUUUA